Messenger RNA from Astrephomene gubernaculifera, 3164 nucleotides. NCBI's taxonomy places the organism in Eukaryota, Viridiplantae, Chlorophyta, Chlorophyceae, Chlamydomonadales, Astrephomenaceae. The record is from the annotation of a GenBank genome assembly.
UGCACACAAUAUUGCGAAUAAUGGCUGUGCCUUGAUGAAGUACUGAAUGCAGCAUUCCUCCGAAAAAGGUCGCCUGCUGACUAAGUAAUAAAUUACAGGCGCUUGCGCUCUUCGUUUCCGCCGCUUAGUUCCCGCCGUCCUUUUUAUUGUCUUGUCAAGUUCGCAACCAUGGAAAGUCGAAGCAGCCCGCAUGCUCAGGUUACAUUUGUGGAUGUGCUUCGCGUGCUCGACAUGGCUACCGCUGACGCGCUUUUCAAGCACCUCGAAAGCUAUGAUUGGCUUAGGGAAGCACGUCUUGCCUUCAAGGAGCUCCGCAACAUCAUCGAUGGGAGCCUAAAGACCCUGAAAUUUGAGCUGGACAUGCAAUCCGACGUUGUCUGGAAGGCAGGAGCCAUGCCUUCCCUGUCCCGCUGGAACCGCUGCAGUGAAAUCUUCAUGACAGUUUAUGCCGGUGACCCAGAUUUAGACGAGAUGGAUUUGGCAACGCAGCUGCUCCUGCCUUUCGCAUCCGAGCAGCUGUCAACUCGGCAGCGCAUCAAAGGCCUGCGCAUCGAGCUCGGCGACCCGGACGGAAAACACGCCGAGGCCGCCAUCGCUCGUCUUGUAUUUUGGCUUCCAGCUCUCCAGCAACUAGAUGUCAUCGGCUUGGGACACGCCAUGUCGUACGACCCACUUCAGCAACAACUCAUGUACCGCGCGCUUGCCACCUUACCGGACCUAAACAUCCUCCGACUCCCGAGCUACCGCGGCGUCGAGCACAUCGGGGUCCUUGCGGCCAGCCUCAAGUUGCUAGACAUUGAUGUGGAAGGAGGCGAGGACAGCGACAUGGACAGUGAAGACGGGGAUCCGGAGAAAGACUGUUCAAUGAGCAAGGAGGCUAUGGCAGGUGUUUCGCAGCUUACGCGUCUGACCCAGCUUGACUUGCGCAAGUGCGGACCGCCGUUGGUGCCAGUUAACAGCCGCGACCGCAACAACGCCGGCGCCAACAACGCAGCAGCAGCAGCAGAUGCUGGGCACGCCGGUGGCGACGGCGGCACGGCCAAGGACCCCAUCGGCGGCUUGCCACAGCUGCUGGACAGCCUGCCGCCUUCACUUGAAUCGCUGUUUUUGAAAUGGGACGGCUUCGUAGGCCAGGACCUGGACUUCAAUAUGACUUUCGAGCUGCAGGACGGCGUCUGCAAGGCCCUGCAAGUGCUAAACCAUGAUGGAUGGGUCUUGGCUGAAAACCUGGCGCCGCUUGCACCGCUGCUGCGCGCAUGCCGUGUAGAGCUGCAGGGGCUGUCCUUUCAAGGGCUGGAGGUUAACACAUCGCUGUCGCUGAGAUGUGUUCGGGAGCUCAUGUGCCCCUCAACGCGCGUCACGAUAGAGGAGCUCGCAGUUUCUGAGACAGACGUGGCGGCUGAGGCGGUGGAGGUACUGGGCAGGCCAGGAAAGCUCGAAGUCUACACAACGGACGAGUACCUGCAGCUCACGCUGAGGUCUGCUGGGGAGCAGCAACGUCCACUGCCGCCAUCGCUGCCGGCGCCACUGGCACCCACUUCGCUGCUGACGGCAGCGGCGCUGCGUCAGCCGCACCUGCCGCUACCGACCGCCGACAGUGUGGCUGGGGCUGUACUGCAGCGCAUGGCAGCAGGCAGCUGCCAACCGUCGUCAACCUGCCAGCUGCUGCUGGUGCUGCAACUGCCACUGCGAGUGCAGAAGGGGUCCGAGUCUGUCUCAUUCAGCACGCCCAGUGCAGCUCUGAAUGAGGUCAUGCGGCGCAUCCGGAGGCAUGCAUGGAAGUGCGCUGGUGGCGGCGGCGGUGAGAGUGGGGAUGCUGGCGGCAGCGGUCUCAAGACAGAUGCUGGCGGCGCCGGUGGUAUGGCUGGCGGCGAUGAAAGUGCGGAUGGCGCUGGCAACGGCAGCGCUGGCAUCGCGCUCACCGCCGGCGUCAGCGGAAGCGGCUUAACCGGUGAUCGCGUUAUCCUUCCAAGCACUGGAGCCGCUAGAGAUGCCGUUGCUGUCGUCAGCGAAGCCGCGGGUGACGACGGCUGCAAGUCUACGACCGGUGACAUUGGCAGCCGGGGGUGCGGUGACAUGAGCACGGAUGUCGAAGCCGGCCGCGCCGAUCCAUUAACUGGCAGCGGCGGCGGUGGCGGUGGCGGUGGCGAUGCCGGCGGCGGCGGCAGCUCUCGUGAAAGCGGCCUACGCAUGAGGCAGGUGAAGCUCUACAAGGAGCAGCCGACUGGCAGCGACGGCACCGCCGCGGCGCUGUUGGUGUGUUCGAGGAAGCCGGGAAUGACGGCGGCUGUGAUGGCUGCAGCUACAGCCGUUGCCGCCAAGCUGUCGACGCAGGCGGCGGCGGCAGCGGAGGCGCCGGCGGAAGCGGUGGCAAGGGUUGACGCGCCGCAAGUGUUCAGUGUAGUUCCCGUCAUUGGAGACUUCCUGGAAGCUCUGCAGCAGGAGCUGCAGGCCCUGUGGGACAACGAGGACGCCAGGCGGCAAGUGGGCGAGCGCGAGUGGCUGCGACGGCUGCUGGGCAUCUGGGAGCAGCUGAGCGACCUGCCACCGCCGGUGCCGCUGUAGCUGGUGUGGGAGUGCCUUCUGUGCUUCUAGUUCCCAGUGCCAUUCGCUCGAGGCUCAGCUGUUGAGGAUGUUAUAAGGGCGCUGAAGGUGCCGAGCGGCGGAGUAACGGAGCAGUCGAGGCAGCGGCCAGGGAUAGAGUCGGGGCGGCGGCCAUGGGCCAUUGAAUAGCAGGAAUUCGGAAGCGGGGUGCAGCGUGGUGGCAUGGAAGCAGGGUGCAGCGAGGUGGCUUGGAAGCGGGAGGAGAGGUUCAGUCCGACGGUUCCUCGGUAGCCAUGGAUGGCAGCUCUUAUGGAUAGCGGUGACAGUGGUCGUAACUUGUGGGAGGGUUUCCGUCGGGCCCGACGAAAGCGGCUAAUUGGCCUAUGGUUCGUUUGUUGAUCGUGGACCCGUAGUUUGCCACUAACACGUAAACACCUGAAGGGCUUUGGGUUUUGCCUCGAAUCGUGCAUGGCACAUGGAUUCUUGCUUGGUCGGAUAGGGUUAGGGUGAGGCGUUUUACUAUCUGGACGGCAUGCCACAUAUGUUCUAUCUUCCUUUAGGUUCCUUAACAACAGCCUUGCAGCGGGCUAGCGUUAGCUGCGCAAUGACGCAGACGAGAG